Molecule: messenger RNA, 426 nt
Organism: Rhizophagus irregularis DAOM 181602=DAOM 197198
Lineage: Eukaryota; Fungi; Glomeromycota; Glomeromycetes; Glomerales; Glomeraceae
Source: RefSeq, a predicted model, not a curated record
AUGAACUCAUUAAAAAAGAAACCGAUCUAUCGCAGUUUAAGAAGUAUUGAAAAAAUUAUUGAAGUUCGGACGAGACAUUUCAAAAUUAAGAUUAAGAUCGAGAAUGAUGAGCUUAAGGAUAAGAAUACUGAAAUCCCUGAACUUAGAAGGAAGUUCGCUGAGACUGAGGCUGAGAGAGCUGAACUCAAGGGCAAGGUUACCGAGCUUCCAAAACAGGGUGUGGAAGAAAGUAAGAGGCGUGAUGCCGAGAAUGCCAAACUCAAGACCAAAAUCAAGGAGUUGGAAUCUGAAAAUGUUGACUUUAGAGAUAGAAUCACAAAAGUAGAACAGAGACCGAUGCUAAAUGACCCAACAACAGUUCACCUAACUUCAAUUUGGUUGCAGAUCAUAUACCCAUGGCAACGCAUCAUGAAAAACCAUUGGUAG